GCUAUAAACGUUCAUCUAUUUAGAAGGUGACAGUGGGACUAUGAUUGGGAGUGGCAUAUUUCACAGAAAAACACUUAGUCGCCAAUUAGGUGCAUUUUCCUUCCGACUCCAUGAAACCUCCACGAGCACCUCCGUUCUCUCAUUAUCUAUCGACAUCCUCCAUUGAUUUAAAGGUGAGAACAAAUGAAUCGGUAUCCUCUCUUCACACAUUUGUUUCCCACUUUCUCAUUCGAGAAUCAACCCAAACUCUUCCCUCCCCAAACAAAUUAACCAAUGCCCAUAUUUUCAAUGCAUCAAAAAUCUCAUCUUGCGAUCAAGUUUCAAGAAACUUCAAUUGGUUUGUUUCAUCUUCAAAACCCCAGAGCUAUGAACUUUCUCCAACCCACUCCCUCCGUUCGUCCAAGAAAGCAGAAUCCAUUUUUAUUUGUGGCCAAAUUGUUUCCCAUAUUUCGCAAUUAAGACGAUUUUCAAGCUCUCCGAAGGGACCUUCUUCAUCCGGCGAUUCGGUGCCAUUAGACAACUCUAGCACUCCCAUUGACGCAGGUUCUUCAAUUCGAAAGCCGACCAACUUGUGGCCUGGAAUGUAUUAUUCCCCAGUGACAAAUGCCUUGUGGGAAGCAAGAUCGAGCAUUUUUGAGACGCUUUCUAAUGCCACCACCAUUGAUGCCCCUCCCCAGAGUGAACUGAUGACAAAGACUCCUGGAAUGAGCAGGAGCAGUGUAUUCUACAAAUUCUCCACUGAUUAUGCUCUGAGAGAACAGUAUAGAAACCCCUGGAAUAUGAUGAGGAUGGGAAGAUUGGUCGAAGACCUUGAUGCUUUGGCUGGAACAAUAUCUUAUAAGCACUGCUCGGAUGAUGAUAUCGCAACUAGGCCGUUAUUACUAGUUACUGCCUCGGUUGACAAGAUGGUUUUGAAGAAACCAAUUCGAAUCGAUUUGGAUUUGGAAAUUGAGGGGGCUGUUACUUGGGUUGGGAGGUCAUCCAUGGAGAUUCAAUUGAAAGUGAUUCAGCCCUCACCAGAUACUUCAGACUCUUUGGCUCUUACUGCAAACUUCACUUUUGUGGCUCGUGACUCUGUUACUGGAAAAUCAGCUCCGGUCAACCAGAUUUCACCAGAAACGGAAGAUGAAAAGCUGCUUUGGGGUGAAGCUGAAGAAAGAAACAAAAUGAGGAAGAAACCGAGAGGGGAACAGAAAAAGGAAGUUGAUAUUGAAGAAGUGAAUAGGAUUAAUGAAUUGUUGGGCGAGGGCAGAGUGUUUUGCGACAUGCCAGCUUUGGCAGACAGGGAUAGUAUUCUGAUCCAGGAUACCUGCCUCCAGAAUUCCUUGAUUUGCCAACCUCAGCAAAGGAACAUCCAUGGUCGUAUAUUUGGAGGCUUUUUGAUGAGAAGAGCUUUUGAGCUGGCCUAUGCAACGGCUUACGCAUUUGCAGGGAGUGCACCUUGCUUCAAAGAAGUUGAUCAUAUUGAUUUCUUAAAACCUGUAGAUGUUGGAAAUUUCCUUCGCUUCAAAUCAUGUGUUUUGUACACAGAACUGGAGAAUCCUUCUCAGCCUUUGAUUAAUGUGGAGGUUGUAGCUCAUGUUACAAGACCCGAACUGCGGUCCAGUGAGGUAUCAAACAAGUUCUACUUCACAUUCUCUGUCUGCUCUGAUGCACUGGAAAAUGGUCCGAGGAUUCGGACUGUUGUUCCUGCCACGGAGGAGGAAGCACGUCGUGUAAUUGAGCGCAUGGAUGCCGAAAAAUGUUGUUAAUGUUAAAAACUGCGCCAUUGCAGGACAUCAUGAGGUUCAUAUUUUCAUCAUUUCUGCAUGAGGGUAUUUGGAUAAUUUGGUUCAUGCUAUUUGGCUUUAUGGUAGUAAUUAUUUUGGGAUUUAUGUAUAUAGAAUCUUUUUUCCUAGCUGAAUAAAUCAAGUUUAGCUAGUGUAGAAUAUACUUGUUCACCAAAGAAGUUGGAUAUUUCCUGAUUUGAUUGUAAACCUAUCCCUCGUAUAAUCAGGGGUUAUCAUGCCUUUAUGGCUUUAUUUAGUAAACAUUUAUUUUUUUCCAA
Messenger RNA from Ipomoea nil (Japanese morning glory), 2047 nucleotides. RefSeq names its product acyl-coenzyme A thioesterase 9, mitochondrial-like. Gene Ontology annotation, biological process: acyl-CoA metabolic process. Bases 111 to 1751 code for a protein of 546 amino acids. The record is from RefSeq and is a predicted model, not a curated record. The transcript has 5 exons. NCBI's taxonomy places the organism in Eukaryota, Viridiplantae, Streptophyta, Magnoliopsida, Solanales, Convolvulaceae. Gene Ontology annotation, molecular function: fatty acyl-CoA hydrolase activity.